This is a messenger RNA of Medioppia subpectinata, 533 nucleotides long. The record is from the annotation of a GenBank genome assembly. NCBI's taxonomy places the organism in Eukaryota, Metazoa, Arthropoda, Arachnida, Sarcoptiformes, Oppiidae.
UUACUAUGUUUAGAGAGUACGAUGUGAUCGUCGACAUGGGGUGCGGCUCCGGGUAUUUGACCCAACUAUUGGCUCAUAAAGUAAAAUACAGGCAAAUAAUAGCCAUAGACAGCGACCCAACACUAGUCGUGGAGGCCCAGCGCCGCUACACCACUGACACCAUCCGAUACCUACACCAAGACUUAGACAAACCGUGGGAUGAAUGGCGGCCUGAGCUCCGGGCCCUCGAAUCCACCGCAAACCUGAUUGUGUCAAACAUUGUGUUUCAGGCCAUAGAAGAUAAGACUCGGCUAAUGGAUGUGUUGGUCCACCUGUUGGCCUCCGGGGGGCGAGUGGUGGCCCGUUUUGGACAGACACCCGAUCUGAAUGCGAAACUCACUGAACAUCAGCGCCGAAAGUAUCGCUUGUUUUUAAGACGUAUUCAACGGAUGAACACUACGAUCACUGGUCGACAGCCGCCCACCAGAAGAGUCUGGGAGUCAAACAGUUUGCCGUUUUUGACAAUUUCCGUACGAUUACACGACAGCAUAUGA